This is a messenger RNA of Humulus lupulus (European hop), 972 nucleotides long. RefSeq lists its product as uncharacterized. The record is from RefSeq and is a predicted model, not a curated record. The coding region runs from base 1 to 972 and encodes 323 amino acids. The transcript has 2 exons. NCBI's taxonomy places the organism in Eukaryota, Viridiplantae, Streptophyta, Magnoliopsida, Rosales, Cannabaceae.
AUGAAAUUGCUGGGCUCGUAUUACACUUGGUCGAAUAACCAAGAUGGUCCUAAUCGCAUUUUUUCCAAAAUAGACAGAGUAUUUGUAAAUGAGGAUUGGAUUGAUAUGUUUCCAAAUGUCAAUGCAAUAGCUAGUUGGGAGGUAAUUUCGGAUCACUGUGCCAUUAUUUUGAAGAAUAUUUCUGUUAUUAAAAAUGGUCUGCGACCCUUUCGAUUUUUCAAUAUGUGGACUAAUCAUCCGCUCUUCAAGCCUAGUGUUUUAGAUAGCUGGGAAAAAGAGUUACCUUUAGAGAGUUAUGGUCUGCAUCAGAUAUUGAGGAAAUUGCUUCGUCUUCAGUCCAUUUUGAAGAGGUUUAACUGGAAAGUGGUAGGUGAUAUAGUUAAGGAGUAUGAGAAUAGCAAGGUGUCAUUACAGCAAGCUAAAAAUAACUUGUUUUCUAAUCCGAAUAACCAAAGUCUGAGUGAUAUAGAGAGAAUUUCUCACCUGGAUUAUAAACAGAAAGAGGCUGCCUAUGCUAGUUUCUUAUCUCAACAGAGUAAGGUUGAUUGGAUGAGGUUUGGAGAUGAGAAUUCUUCUCUGUUUUACUCCAGCAUGAAGAAAAGGAAGAGGCUCAAUAGGAUUGUUUCUUUUGUUGAUGAUCAAGGUAGUGUUGUAGUGGAUUAUCCUAAAGAAGUCCAAACAGCUAUGUUCAGCAUAAAGUCAAUAAAAAGCCCGGGUCCGGACGGUUUUGGGGCUGGUUUCUAUAAGAAUUUAUGGCCUAAUACAGGGAAAGAAGUGGCUUCAGCAGUGUUGGAAUUUUUUGAUCUAGGCCAUAUUCCGAAGAGGCUGAACAGUACUAUUUUAGCCCUUAUCCCCAAAGUUACUCAACCAUCAAAUGCCUCAGAUUACCGCCCAAUUGCCUGCUGUAACACUCUUUACAAAUGCAUUUCUAAAAUGCUUUGUAACAGAUUAAUUCCUAUCCUUCCUAAGUGA